GGCGGGGGGACACAGAGGGGGAGGCGGUAAACCGGGGACGAGCGGAGCGGAGACGGCUGGUGGUCGUCUAGUGCGGGAGGAGUAGAGCUGGCGCCGCGGCGACCGCAGUAGCAGUGAUAGUAGCAGCAGCAGCAGCGGCAGAGCGGCAGCAGAAGCGGCACCAUGGCGCAAGCCGCCAAGCAGCUCCGUAAGAACAAGGACAUAGCCGAGGCGGCGGCGGCGGAGCUGCGAGAGAAGGAGGAGGAGAAGACCAAGAAGAGGAAUAAAUCCCGAGACCGCAGGCGCAAGGCUCAUGUGGUCCAACGCUGGCAUGCCCAUCAGGCAGAUGCAGCAACCAGCUUUCUCCGCGCCGCUCGUUCUGGGAACCUGGACAAGGCACUGGACCACAUCAAGAACCGGAUCGACAUCAACAUAUCCAAUCAAAAUGGACUCAACGGGUUACAUCUGGCCUCUAAAGAAGGUCACGUCAAAAUGGUGUUGGAGUUACUACACAAUGGCAUUGUGUUGGAGACCACCACUAAGAAAGGGAACACGGCCCUCCACAUAGCAGCCCUGGCGGGACAGGAGAGGGUGGUGGCGGAGUUGGUGAACUACGGGGCCAACGUCAACUCCCAGUCGCAGAAAGGCUUCAGCCCUCUUUAUAUGGCCGCCCAAGAGAAUCACUUAGAGGUCGUCAAGUUCCUGCUCGAGAAUGGCGCCAAUCAGAGCCUCCCCACAGAGGAUGGCUUCACCCCCCUGGCGGUGGCGCUGCAGCAGGGCCAUGAGAACGUGGUGGCCCUGCUCAUCAACUACGGCACCAAGGGCAAGGUGCGGCUGCCCGCGCUGCACAUCGCCGCGCGCAACGACGACACGCGCACCGCCGCCGUGCUGCUGCAGAACGACCCCAACCCCGACGUGCUCAGCAAGACUGGGUUCACGCCUCUCCACAUCGCUGCCCACUACGAGAACCUGAGCGUUGCCCAGCUACUGCUGAACAGAGGAGCCAACGUCAACUUCAUCCCCAAGAACGGCAUCACCCCGCUGCACAUCGCCUCCAGGAGGGGCAACGUCAUCAUGGUGCGACUGCUGCUGGACAGGGGGGCCCAGAUAGACGCCAAGACCAAGGAUGAGCUCACUCCUCUGCACUGUGCGGCCAGGAACGGUCACGUGCGCAUCAUCGAGAUCCUUCUGGACCAGGGUGCCCCCAUCCAGGCCAAAACCAAGAACGGCCUGUCCCCCAUCCACAUGGCGGCCCAGGGCGAUCACAUGGACUGCGUGCGGCAGCUGCUGCAGUACAACGCCGAGAUCGAUGACAUCACCCUGGACCACCUGACGCCACUGCAUGUGGCCGCCCACUGCGGUCACCACCGCAUGGGCAAAGUGCUGCUGGACAAGGGGGCCAAGGCCAACGCCCGCGCACUGAAUGGCUUCACUCCCCUCCACAUCGCCUGCAAGAAGAACCACAUGCGCUCCAUGGACCUGCUGCUCAAACACUCUGCCUCUCUGGAGGCUGUCACUGAGUCUGGUCUCACUCCUCUUCAUGUGGCUGCCUUCAUGGGCCACCUGAGCAUCGUGAAGAACCUGCUGCUGAGGGGAGCCUCCCCCAAUGCUUCCAACGUGAAAGUGGAGACUCCUCUCCACAUGGCGUCCAGAGCUGGCCACUGUGAAGUGGCCGCGUUCCUGCUCCAGAACACUGCCCAGGUGGACGCCAAGGCCAAGGACGACCAGACCCCCCUGCACUGUGCGGCCCGCAUGGGCCACAAAGAACUGGUGAAGCUGCUGCUGGAGAACAAGGCCAACCCGGACUCCACCACAACAGCCGGCCACACCCCCUUGCACAUCGCCGCCCGUGAGGGACACGCCCACACCAUCCGCAUCCUGCUGGAUGGCUCCGCCGAGCAGACCAAGAUGACCAAGAAAGGCUUCACCCCCCUCCAUGUGGCGUCCAAAUAUGGAAAGGUGGAUGUAGCAGAGCUCCUGCUGGAGCGAGGUGCCAAUCCCAACGCAGCUGGAAAGAACGGCCUGGCCCCCCUACAUGUGGCCGUCCAUCAUAACAACCUGGAUGUUGUUAAACUGCUGGUCAGCAAGGGAGGAUCAGCACACAGCACCGCACGGAACGGCUACACGCCCCUGCACAUCGCGGCCAAGCAGAACCAGGUGGAGGUGGCCAGCUGCCUGCUGCAGAGCGGGGCGUCGGCCAACGCCGAGUCGCUGCAGGGGGUCACGCCGCUGCACCUGGCCGCCCAGGAGGGCCGGCCGGACAUGGCCGCGCUGCUCAUCUCCAAGCAGGCCAACGUCAACCUGGGGAACAAGAACGGUCUCACUCCUCUUCACCUGGUGGCCCAGGAGGGUCAUGUGGGCAUCGCCGACACGCUGGUGAAGAGGGGCGCCUCCGUCUACGCCGCCUCAAGGAUGGGCUACACUCCCCUCCAUGUGGCCUGUCAUUAUGGCAACAUCAAGAUGGUGAAGUUUCUGCUGCUGCAGCAGGCACAUGUCAAUAGCAAGACACGGUGGGCUACACCCCCCCUGCACCAGGCCGCCCAGCAGGGUCACACAGACAUCGUCAGCUUGCUCCUGAAACACGGGGCCCCCCCCAACGAGAUCACCACGGUCAGAGACAUGAACAAGGAUCCACAGGGGUUUCUGUCAUUCCUGCGGAAGUCUACCAAGUACGAGGAAACACAACACGUGUUGUGUAACCUCAACAUCACCAUGCCUCCCUGUGUCAAGGCCGCCGGGAGUGAGGAGCGCAGGCGAACUCUGACCCCGCUCGCCCUGAGGGAGCGCUACAGUGCCCUGAACGAACCUGCCCCUCAGUCAACCGUCAUAGAGAGGACGGAGCUCAAGAUCAACCUUAUAUCUGAGCAGCUGGGCUUGAGUUGGGCAGAGCUGGCCCGGGAGCUGCUGUUCAGCGUGGACGAGAUCAACCGGAUCCGCGUGGACCAUCCCAACUCUCUGCAGGACCAGAGCUCGGCCCUGCUCAGCCUGUGGGUCAACCGGGAGGGCAAGAGAGCCAAGAUGGAGAGUCUGUACGGAGCUCUGAGGAUCAUCGAGAGGGGGGAUAUCGUCAGCUCCCUGGAGAGCCAGGCCCAAACGCUGGCCCCCAGGGCCCCGGAGCACGGGCGUCGGCUGGUGGAACACGACUCCUCCCUGCUCUCACCCAGUGUUAAUGGCUACGGGCUGCUGCAAGAGGAGCUGCUGCUCUCCCCGGCCUCCAUGCAGUACAGCCUGCCCUCGCCGCUGGGCUCGGAGCCCUACUGGAGGGAGGUGUCGGGCCUGGAGUGCGCGCCCAUCGCCGCCACCGAGGAGGACACGCUGCUGGAGAUGUCGGACGUGCAGGUGUGGCCGGCGGGGGUCAGCCCCUCGCUGGUGACGGUGGAGGACUCGUCCCUGGACGGCAGCCGGGCCGACGACUCGGAGGGCGCCGCGCUCUCCCUCCCCUACAGCCUGGGCCGGCCCAGCAGCGGGCUGAGCGGCGCCAGCGGCUCCAUCAUGGAGCUGGAGGAGGAGGAGGAGGAGGAGGAGGAGGUGGAGGAGGAGGAGGAGGAGGAGGAGGAGGAGGUGGAGGCGGCGGCGUCGCUGGGGCCCGCCGCUGUGCUGGCGGAGCGGGACAGGGUGAGGGCCAGCGGGGCCGUGCCCAAGGUCAACCUCAACGGCCAGCUGGGAGGUCAGAGGUCGGCGGGAGAAGGAGGAGGAGGAGGAGGAGGAGCGAGAGGAGGAGGAGGAGGAGGAGGAGGUGUAGGGCUGGGUUCAGUGGAAGGCUUCUCUGUUGUUACAGGCCAGCAGGUGUACGCCCAGCUGUGUCAGAUCUCCGGGCUGAGCGGGGCGUCGGACCACAACGGUGACAGAGUGGUGGGCGGCGGGGCCUUCCAGCCCUACCUCCCCGACCGGGACUCUGGCGGGGUGGGGGUGCCCGGGUGGGCGGCCUCCAGGGUCCGGAUACCGUCGGCGUCGCUUGGCUUCCGCGGCGUCGAGGGCGGGCCGGGCCUGCGCGUGGCCCAGGAGGCCCUCCAGACCGUGAGGGACGAGAAACAGGACAGCCCCGAUGAGCAGUUUGUUGAUGAACACGGGAAGGUACACGCUAGAAAGGAACAGACAUCUACUGCCAAGCCAUCCUCCACAAAAACUCAACCCGAACACAGAGGGAAAAAAGGAAGAAAAUGAGGGCAAUCAAACAAUUUGAAAAGAGAAAGUAGAAGGGGCAAAGACUCAAGAAGUGCAAACUACAAUAUUGCAAUCACAAACCCCAUCCUCCAAAUGACCAUGGAACUCCACAAAAGAAAAAACAAAAGAGGAAUCCAACUUGUAGUUUUGUAAAAUUUUUAAAGAAAAAAAAAGAUAUAUAUAUACUAGACUAGGGCAUGACGACUUUUCUAAAAAAAUCAAUAUAUGUCAGAAAAAAAACGAAUGAGAAAAAAAAAGCAACAAAAAGUGCUUCCUGUCAACUGUAAUCGCAUGAUGACUGCUGGUGCAUGCCCUUUGACCUUUGAACUGUCAUGACCUACGACCGGAGGGGGGGUGGAAGACGUGGCCCAGGAUCUGAUGGACCUUUUUUCUUCCCUUGUGCGGUGUGGUUCGUGACAGCGAGUCCAGUCUGAAAACACUGCAGCCCAAAAAAAAAAAAAAAUCAAGUCUUUCCCCCUCCCCUGUCGAUGGAUUGUUCUAUAUACAGCUGAGCCUACGCCAAGCCUGCCCACGCUUCCUCCAUCGCCGCCCUUCCAACCCUCCCCUCAAUGUGAUAUAUGCACUCUAUGCUACCGUGGACGUGUGUGUCAGUAUGUGUGUGUGUGUAUGUACGCGUGUGUCGUUCUCUUAAGCAUGUGUACCUCGCUUUUCAGCUGGGCGCUGACUAAGCCAUGCCCUCCCCAAACACUACCCCCCCCCCCGCUCCCCCUGACCCGGCCCAUCUCCCUCGUGAUUGGUCUACACCCGGUGUGAUGUCACGGGAUGCUAAGCGCUGGAAUGAUAAAAAAGCCGCUAUGCUGCCCUCUGAUGGUUAGUGCUGCUGUGUGUGUGUGUGUGUGUGUGUGUGUGUGUGUGCGUGUGUGUGCUGGUGUCUUCUCUGUGUGAGCGAGCUCGCUUCCUGUAGCGUUUCCUUUCGUCCUUGGUUUGUGUUCGGGGACCUGUCCACGUUGGGUCGGAGGCUGGGUUCGACCUGCGAGUGGGGGGGGAUCUGAGUGUGUCCUCGUCCCUCGAUCCACCCCCUCCUCCUCCUCGAGCGAUGGGGACACGGUCUUCAGACCCUGGAACAUUCUCCUGAGCUCAAGGAACGAGCCGCCUACUCCAUUGUACAGACUCCUGGGGACUCUUUGACACAACUCUCCGAACUAUUUAUCUUUUCGAUUUCAUUUUUUUUUGCCUCCUAAGAAGGCAGGGGGGGGGGAGUCGGGUUGUGACCUAUUGACCUGAUGACCUCAUCCCAAGCUCCCCCCUUCUCGUCCUACCGUGUAGCGCAACACAUGCUCUGAUGAGAUCGACAUGCUUCUCCUCUCCGUAGCCGCGGUCAAGAUGCAGCGGAAUCACAAGACCUCUCCGUGCGACAUUCAAACAGCACCCCCCAACAUCCCCCCCGAAACAAGCCAGACCGGGGAAACGCCCCCCCCCCCCUGUCACUUGAUUGGCUGUAGCGCCCCCCCCCCACACACACCCCCAUGCUGCGUUUGCUUCAUUUUGGUUUGUCCCUUUGGAAUCAAAAGGAGAAAAAUAAGAGAACGGGGGGAGGGGGGGAAGCCUUGUGGGGGAUCCAGGGAUGCUGGGACAGUUUUCAAAGGAACCGUGUGUCUAUUAUCAAACAGUGAGACACAGAAUGGGUUGUGUUUGUACAAAGAGGUGGAACUCGCUUAAAGACGCAGAUAGCACUGUGAUUGUCUGAUCCACACCGACCCCAGACUCGUGAACUAUAAACAAACAACACACACGUAACAAACAAACAAACAUGCAUGCAUGCGAGCAACACAUACACCGUCAUGCCAGUACAUGAGUAUAUACAUUGACAUGUUCAGUCCAAUAUGAAUACCGGAUUUUUUGUGUCUGCCACAGCAAUAAUACCUGACGGGGACCACAGACAGGAGCACACCGCAGGGGGUUCACUGCUUGUGUUUAACGGGUUAAAGAAACAACGUGCGCAUAAAGCACAAGCUCGGAAGUGUGUGACAACGUAACAACGUCUCCAAUGUAAAAGACUUUAACCUGCACCAUUGUAACUUUUUUUUUUACCGCUGCCAUCGCUUGUGUUCUCAAUUAGAUUUAUAAUGCGUGUAAAACCUUCCAAAGCCCAUUUCAAGGGACCUCAAGGACAUUGUACGUCAGGGUAAGAACUGGGGGCAGGGACAGACUGGCAGAGCACACAACUCAAAGAUAGGGUUUGUUUACCUCUGAAUAGGUGGGUUUUGAGCAGCUGGGUGGAGCUGCAGGUGGAGUCAGCGUGGCAGAUAGGGUCAGCCAUUUUGUUCCGGAACUUGUUUAUAGCUGUACUACUGGCCCCACCCACCUGGUGGUGGUGUAGCUAGGAUACCAGAAUCCCAGGAGUGCAGGCUGCAGAUUUAGGAGUCUUCUGCAGACUAGCUUGAGGAACAUAGAAUCCCUAUGAUGGUCUUUUGCUCUGUAACAUGUGCAAUGACACUAAAGUUAUUCUAUUCUCGUUAGACGCACACUGAGAACAAAAGCGAUGGCUGCAAUAAAAGAGUUAAGUUUGUAGUCGCUUACGGUAUACAUUUCUUUAACCUGGACUGGAAAGCAUUUGAAUCAUGGCAUUUGACAGCGGUGCUUUUCCCCUAUGGUUCUAGCUCUCACUCAUCUAGGUGGACACUCCCACCUGUGAUGUCCCAAGUGGACGUUAUUAUUACGUUUUUGCCGCCACACACCUGGUGGUAGAAUUGGUUUCCUUCUAAUGUGAAUGGAUUGAUGCCCACUAAAGCAAAGUGCCAUGGUGGGGUCGACGGCAGAUCGAAAGACCACAUUGUAGCAGUGCAUUGUGCAUGGUCGUACCAUGUGCAGGUCUGUUGUUUAGCACUAAAAGUAGCAAAAUAUAAGCCAGGAUCUAUCCACUUCAUACACUGAAGCCGUCAGUACGGUUUGAUGCAUCAUAUUUCUAUGCGUUUUCUUUCUCUUCGAAUUUGACACCCGGGCGUUUCUCACUUGUUAAAUGUGUAGUAAUUCUAUAAUUUCGAUAUAGACAGUUGUGGCUGUAAAUGGCCAGCGUUUUCUCAGAAUAUAUACAACCUCACACGCACACAUUUUCAUUUAAGUUUUCACACCAUGCAUGUAGCAAUCAUUGCCCCCCCCCCCCCCCUAGACCUGCAGACAAACGUGUAUCCCUCCAGUACCGUAUAAUAUGUAAUUGUGGUUCAAAACGUAACGAGACAAUGAAUGAGUGACACGAUGUAUGAAUGCAUAGUGACACAUACGCACGAUCACAGAGCCGCUAAACGUCCGCCCGCACUCCGCCUGUGCAACCCAGCUGUGGGCGUGUCUCACCUUCAGCGUCCGCUCUUCCAACACUCAGGUUUAUGUUCCCACUCUCGCGCCCGUCCGGAUCCAAGCUUUUGCCCCCAUAUAUUUUCUUUGUUAGAAGAGUGUUGGGUUUAUAAAAUAAUGUUUAUGGUUGUUCUUGUUGUUGUUGUUGUUGUUGUUUCGUUUUUUUUUUUCAAGAGUCGGCCUCCUCAUGAGGUGCAGGGUCUUUAACGUGUGUUUGUGUGUGUUUGUUUCAGAAAAAUACUGUAGUGGUGUUGGGUUCCGUCAGGGUCAAGAUGGAGGAGACACGUGGGAAUGUAUAGCAGACACACGACGGCAUGUAUGUACGAAGGGGCACGUGGGUCCCCCCCCGUGUGUGUGUGCGUGUCUGGGUGUGUACUUGAGUUUGUGUAAGUGGUCAGAAUGUUGGAGAUUCCUAUUAGAUUUUGGUGUCAGAUGACAGCCGAACUCUGAACUCGGGCCUCGGUUCAUCCUGUUGCUUUAGUUGCCCUGGCGACGAUUUGAUUGGUUCACUUGUUGUUGAUGAGGUUAAAUAGAUAAAUCUGGUUUAUAUAUAUUGAUGUGGACUUGCACUAUUAUUUAUAUAAAUGUGGCUUGUGGAUAUAAAAUAAUACCAAGGAAAUAUCAGCUGUUUUCCAUUGACCAUAUGAUAUUCUUAUUGUCAUCGUCGUUCUCGAUAUGAACCACCAGAGAACAGCAAAGACUCCCCCUUCUAACUAUUAUGACUCAUAAUGAGAUAAUUUACUAAAUUCACCCUUUUGGAUGAUGUCUGACACCCGGCUGACGUUGUUAGCUUUCAAUCCCGUUAUUAAACAUUGCACUAUUUAAGUUGAAUAAAGGGUGAUUUUAUCUUUUAAGUUUGAUUGAAUAGUUAUGCUGACCCCUUUUUAGGCUUAUAAACUAUAUAUGUCCUUGUGAUGACAGGAGGGUUUUCCUAUUGAGGUCUUAAUUUGAUGUGGAUUUUUAGGCGUAAAAGCCAUUUUCAAUCAAAUUGCUAAAAACAAAAAGACUCCGCUCAUGUGUGUGUGUGUGUGUGUGUGUGUGCGUGCGUGUGUGUGUGUGUGUGUGUCUGUUUGUGUGACCUCUAUGCGUGACUUACCAAAGUCAACGUUUAAGAGCCGAGGAAGGAGGGAGAAAGGUUCCCAAGCUGACAUGUUAGGCCUACACCACGGGAGGACUAUCAACCUAUGAUGUAUUUUAAAAUGAGUUUAUUGUACAAUUUUAACUGUUGCAAAGAAUAGAGCUCAUCUAUACUCCUCUAGAAUGGAUACAUGACAAUGUAAACGCAAUAUCAUAUUACUCUAUCCUAAGGAAUGCAACUGCGCACACAUGCACAAGAAAAUACAUUUUUAUGAAAUCUAUGUACAAAUAUAUGACAAAAUAUAUUUAAUUAGAAUGCUAUGCACCCUCAUAGAGUUGUUAUAGAUGUUCUUUAGGCAUUAUGUAGACUAGGUAAACGCCCGCACAUCACCGCGAAUGUCGAGGCUGUGUAAGUAUUAUACCUGUUUUCUUUUCUUUUUGUAUCGUCCUGGAGAGAGGAAAAACAAACGUGAAUAUGUAUACAAGCCCUCUUCAGCUAGAUUCCCUCUGAUGAAGAGACGAAGAUAUGUAUAGAUCAUCUUACCCUGUACACCAGCUCAAACCAUUUACAAGAGUUAAUAAACAAAUAUGUGACAUAUG
Messenger RNA from Gadus macrocephalus (Pacific cod), 9132 nucleotides. RefSeq names its product ankyrin-1-like. Gene Ontology annotation, biological process: signal transduction. The record is from RefSeq and is a predicted model, not a curated record. NCBI's taxonomy places the organism in Eukaryota, Metazoa, Chordata, Actinopteri, Gadiformes, Gadidae. Gene Ontology annotation, molecular function: protein binding.